Fusarium redolens is the source of this 726-nucleotide messenger RNA. RefSeq lists its product as uncharacterized. The coding region runs from base 1 to 726 and encodes 241 amino acids. Lineage: Eukaryota; Fungi; Ascomycota; Sordariomycetes; Hypocreales; Nectriaceae. The record is from RefSeq and is a predicted model, not a curated record. The transcript is spliced from 4 exons.
AUGCCGACUGAAUUCCCUCUCUUCUCCGCUCUUCCAACCGAGCUCAGGGAAGACAUCUGGAAUCUAGCUAUUCGUCCAAACUACUCAGGAGUCCAUAUAUUCCGAGUUUACGGUACUUUUCAGGACCAUCAGACUUUGCCACAGGAAGCCAUCCACUUCUCACAUAACGAAUCUCCAUUUCGCGGGCGCGAACGCGAUGAACUGGGUCUGGCCGUACCCUUGCCACACAAAGGUCUCGACCGGGCCAAUAAACCUAGCGCUAAGAGUAUAUCAACGUCCAUGAUGAAAAAAGCUUUUCCAACGAUCAAGGAUACUAGGCACGGCAAAGUUUACAUCUCCAAGCCAGUGAUGGGUUACUACCUCUCUGGGGGUGCGCCGUCCUAUUUCACGAUAAAGCCAAUGUCUGACCUUUUUAUCCUGCGACGGGACAGUCUAUACUUCGACCUGGAAAACAUUGAUCAGGCACUUAGCCACGAUUGUGCAGCAUUCCACCAGAUUAUGGACCUCUGCCAUAAUGCGUUGUGGCCAUGCAUAUGGCUUGUAGAUUACAACCUAAAGCGAAAGGCAAACGCUCCUCCCUACAAGAGUGGGUGCUUCUAUGCAGGUGACAGGAAGCUUAUCGUUGUGGAUUUCUUGGAGGAAGAUUCUCGAGAUCACUGGGAUUACAUCAAUGCUACGAAAAGGCGCGAAAAGACGGGCCUGAAGCUUUGUUCAACCCUACGAUAG